GCUCGCUCAAAUUAGGCCCCUCUGUUGUCGUCUGAGCUCAGUGCGAGCAGAUUCACUCAGCCAAAAGACAUCGAAUUAACCAGUCUCAUCAUAUCAGAUCUUCCUGAAUAGUUGACAAUGUGCUGCUGUCUGCAGACUGCAGAGACACAUUCCUCUGUGACUUUGGUCUCUCACAGACAUUAGAUGACAGCGGACGGAGCACUAGGGCAUUCAGGGGAGCUGCCUUCCCCGGCACAGAGACCCACAUGGCCCCCGAGGUAGCACGAGGGGAUCAACUCUGUGCCAAGGCGGAUGUGUGGAGCAGCUGUUGUAUGCUACUGCACAUGCUCAACGGAUGCCACCCAUGGAUACGCUACUACUCCCAUCCACUGUGCCUGCAGAUUGUCGACGAGCCUCCGCCUCUCUGGGAGGUGCCGUCCAACUGUAACAACUUCACGGCCAAAGUGUUCAGAGCCGGACUCCAGAAGGACCCUGACAGACGAGCAUCGGCAAAGGUGCUCAGGAGGAAAACCACCAAGGCCCUCAGAGCAGUUGGGGGUCUGAGUCCCUGGUCUGUCAAAAGGGCCUGUGAGAAGCUGUAUCACGGCAAGAGCCAGGAUGAGGACACCCCAGGACCUGGGAUCCCCGUCCUCCCAGCUAAACCCUCAGCUGCCGUCCCAGCGUCCUCCAUGUACUGGGUGAGCCCCUGGAGGACUACAGCAGUGGACGAGGACAGCAAUGACUGGAAGGAUGGUGACUCGGACUCUGAAGUGGAGACAGAUUCCCUGACUAGGGAAGAGUGGGAGUCCCAGCCAAAGUCACUGCAGGCUUAUUACGCUGCAGAUGGACAAGACUGGGACACCUGUUCUGAUUCAGAAGUCGAUAUAUACAUGGGAGAGGAGGAACAGAUUCAGGAAAAGUGGAUGAAAACUGACCCGGACUAUGAAGGGGAUGGGGAAGAGGAAGAAGAUGAAGAGGAGGAGGAAGAAGAGUGGGACUCUUCCAUUUCUACAGAGUAUCUCCGUGCUCUCCGAGGCCUUUUCCCUGUGCUGCAAAAAGGCCAAAAGACAAAUGAUAAUUCAUGGGGAUCAGAACCGGAGCUGGAAUACCUCAGAGACGAUGUAGCUGUAGGCACCACAAUCCAGACCCCGUCCCCUGAACCUCGCGAUGACCCUCCGUCCUGUUUCAGCUGCUCCGACACAUCGCAGAUGGACGCCUCAGAGAUGGACUCUGACCAUUCGUCUGAUGAUCUGAGCUCUGGAGUCUUUUCCUCCUGCAACAGUCAGACAGACGGACACUUGGAGUGGUUGGCCUCAGCAAAUCAUCCCUCCUCGUACUGCUUUGAAGGUGUUGACAUCUGGAUCGAGAACGUCCAGGGUGAGUGUCUGAGGAUUCGUGAACGUCGGCAGGUCAAAGUGGGCCAUGUUGCUAUAGGAAUUAGUAACCAGAUCUCAGGGAAAGCCUUCACUUUGGAGACCCUGGACAGGAAGAUGGUGCCCUUUGAACAAGAGAUCAAAGAGUCAUGUCUGUGGCUGCGCUGUGUUCCUGCUCCUGACAGAUGUCAGCGCUGGAGGUGGAGGGUCAGAGACAGCAAGCUGGAACUUCGAGAAUGAGACAUUUGUUAUUAUUUUUUGUUGUUGUUUGCACUAACUAAGGCAUUGAUUAUUCUAACGCCAUGUGGACAUAAGAGAUGUUUAGCUUCUGAUAUGAUUGAUUGUUCUGGGUAAAUGUAGGAUAACCAACAUAUUAGGUAGGAAUUUCAUCAGUAGAUAUUUCAAAAUGUGAUUUUAAAGUUGAUUAUCUAUUUUUAAAAUUGAUAUUCUUCCGUUUAUUUUAUUUUAUUUUUUAUCCUGCUCUGUAUGCACAGUUUUCCUAUACCUCUGUGAUCUGGAAACUAGAGUUUGACGUGUUGUUUGGUGCCUUUUAAGGUGUAGAAUAGGUGAAGCUGCUUAAAAUAAGGACUAUAAGCUCUCAAGACUUUAAUAC
Molecule: messenger RNA, 1965 nt
Organism: Micropterus dolomieu (smallmouth bass)
Lineage: Eukaryota; Metazoa; Chordata; Actinopteri; Centrarchiformes; Centrarchidae
Gene: map3k14b
Product: mitogen-activated protein kinase kinase kinase 14
Exons: 9
Coding region: 246-1592 (448 amino acids)
Biological process (GO): protein phosphorylation; positive regulation of canonical NF-kappaB signal transduction
Molecular function (GO): protein kinase activity; ATP binding
Source: RefSeq, a predicted model, not a curated record